Messenger RNA from Pediculus humanus corporis (human body louse), 2085 nucleotides. Its product is annotated as protein GCN20, putative. The coding region runs from base 1 to 2085 and encodes 694 amino acids. The transcript is spliced from 13 exons. NCBI's taxonomy places the organism in Eukaryota, Metazoa, Arthropoda, Insecta, Psocodea, Pediculidae. Gene Ontology annotation, molecular function: ATP binding; ATP hydrolysis activity. The record is from RefSeq and is a predicted model, not a curated record.
AUGGCCACAUAUGAAGAAUUAAUAAGGUCCGAGUUUCCUCAAAUAGAUGGUGAAUUAUAUCAAUACGUUGAAGGAAUUUUAACAAGUGGAGCAGAUGAUUUUGAAGACAGUGAAGAGGUUUAUGAGGCUAUUGGAGCUCUUUUACAUGAAGUGUCACAAGAGAAAACUGAAAAUGAUGUAAAAAAUGUUUGUAUACUAAAACCUGAAAAAGUAGAAUUACCAGAAAAAAAUCAUUCUAACAAAGUUCUAGGGGCUCCUGUUCAUCUUGGCAGUAUGGCAGCCACAUUAGAAAAUAAUGUAGAAGAAUUAAAAAGUAUAUGGGUUAUUUCAAGGGAUGAUACAUUGAAAGUUGAUGCUAAAAAAUUAGAAAAAGCUGAAGCUAAACUACAGCAAAAGCAGGAAAAGAGAAGAAUAGAUCACAGUUCCAAAGCUCCAGCAGUAAUCAAAUUAGAAACGGCAACAGCUUCACAAGUCACUAGUAAGAAGGAAAUGAAAAUGGAGGCCAAAGGAACGAAUAGAACGCAAGAUAUUAGAAUUGAAAAUUUCGAUGUUGCUUAUGGAGACAAAAUUUUACUCCAAGGUGCAGAUUUAGUAUUAGCAUUUGGUAGGCGAUAUGGUUUAGUAGGUAGAAACGGUUUAGGGAAAACCACUUUACUUAGAAUGAUAUCUAGUAAACAAUUAGCCAUUCCAUCUCAUAUAUCUGUAUUACAUGUGGAACAAGAAGUAACAGGUGAUGAUACCACUGCACUUGAAAGUGUAUUAGAAUCUGAUACAGUCAGAACACAACUUUUAAAAGAAGAAAAGGAAUUAACUACUUUACUAAAUGCAGGCACAAGUGAUUCACAAGUUAGUACUAGAUUAAGUGAAGUUUAUUCCAAACUUCAACAUAUAGAAGCUGAAAAAGCACCAGCCAGAGCUUCUAUCAUAUUAAAUGGUUUAGGAUUCACAAAGGAAAUGCAAGAAAGAGCGACAAAAACUUUUUCUGGAGGAUGGAGAAUGAGAUUAGCAUUGGCUAGGGCACUUUUUUCCAAACCUGAUCUUCUUCUUUUGGACGAACCUACAAACAUGUUGGAUAUAAAGGCAAUUAUUUGGUUAGAAAAUUAUUUACAAAAUUGGCCUACAACUUUACUUGUUGUUUCUCACGACAGAAAUUUCCUCGAAACUGUUCCUACUGACAUAUUACAUCUUCAUUCUCAAAGAAUCGAGUCUUAUAGGGGAAAUUAUGGAACGUUUGAAAAAACAAAGACUGAUAAAUUAAAAAAUCAGCAGAGAGAAUUCGAAGCACAGCAACAACAUCGAGCUCACGUACAAGAAUUUAUCGACAGAUUCCGUUACAAUGCCAACAGGGCGUCUUCUGUACAAAGCAAAAUAAAAAUGUUGGAAAAAUUACCUGAACUUAAACCCGUGGAAAAAGAAACGGAAGUUGUGUUGAAAUUUCCGGAAACGGAUGCCUUGUCUCCACCGAUAUUACAAUUAAAUGAAGUGUCCUUUUACUAUACACCGAACAAUGUGAUAUUCAACAAUGUUAAUUUAAGUGCCACAUUAGAAUCUAGAAUUUGUAUAGUUGGUGAAAAUGGUGCGGGUAAAACGACAUUGUUAAAAAUUGUCAUGGGAAUAUUAAAUCCGACGAAAGGACUACGACACGUUCAUAGAAAUCUUAAAUUUGGUUAUUUCAGUCAGCAUCACGUGGAUCAGUUGGACAUGACGCAAAAUUCAGUCGAAUUACUACAGAGUACGGCACCCGGUAAACGAAUCGAAGAGUAUAGGCGACAAUUGGGAAGUUUUGGCAUAUCCGGUGAUCUCGCACUUCAGCAAAUAGCUAGCUUGUCGGGAGGUCAAAAAAGUAGGGUAGCAUUUGCGAGAAUGUGUUUGGGUAAUCCAAAUUUUUUGGUACUCGACGAACCUACCAAUCAUUUAGACAUAGAAAGCAUCGAAGCAUUGGGUAAAGCAAUACAAAAAUACACGGGUGGUGUCAUAUUAGUUUCACACGACGAACGUUUAAUCAGAAUGGUUUGCCAUGAGUUGUGGGUUUGUCAAAAUGGAAAUGUGAGAGCGAUAGAAGGAGUCAGUCAGCACAAAUCAUAA